UUGUCCUCCUGCUUCCUCCCAUGCAGGCUGUCUUCUCCGCAGAGUGGUCAUGUGACACCGGGGCCGCGUCACGGGGGCCAAAGGGCACCGCUGUGUUGGCGAUGGCGACGGCGGGGAACGGGAGGGGCUUCUUGUCGGACGCCAAGCAGGAGCAGAAGCGCAGACGCAUUUUCCCGUGGAUGCAAGAGUGCAGACGUGAGGAGCAGAAAGUCCACAGCACGCUCGCAGACAGGCCCACGGUCGGUACCGAGGGACUCGGCUCCACCCCCACGGCCUGCAAGCGCACGCGCACGGCGUACACCAGCGCGCAGCUGGUGGAGCUGGAGAAGGAGUUCCACUUCAGCCGCUACCUGUGCAGGCCCAGGAGGGUGGAGAUGGCCGGCCUGCUCCACCUGCACGAGCGGCAGAUCAAGAUCUGGUUCCAGAACCGCAGGAUGAAGCAGAAGAAGGACGAGAGGGCGCAUGCGCAGCAGCAGCAGCAGCAGCAGGCCUCCCCGCCCUCGCCCCCCUCCGCCCCGGGCAGCCCCACUCUGUCCAGCCUGGGUUAUGUGCACGUCGGCGGGCGGGACUACCAGCAUGCCCCGCGGAUCUACCGGCCCGAAUGCCCCGAGUAUCGCACCGGUAGCUCCGUGCCCGAGCCGCGGUUUGACGCGCACUACCACACCGCGCAGGCGCAGGACGCGGGCGAGGAUUUCCUUGCUUUUUUCUCCCAAACCCCUCAGGACAGAAUCACGCGAGCACCAAAACUGACACAUUUGUAGAACACCAACGAUUUUUUUUUUCACGCAUCCAUCAUUCUAGAAGCAUGCAUUUUUGCAGGGUAAUUUAGGGCCCAAAGCAGAAUUGAAUUUGGGACCACCCAAUGCCCCCCCUCCUGCUUUAAAAAACAACGACAGUUUUUCACACCUUUUCAUUUAUGUGAAACGAUGUUUAUACUUUUUAAAUCAAACUUAAAAAAAAUUACUUUGCCACAUUUUUGUACUAAAAAAAAGUUUUACCGCAAAAUAACAUUUCUACUACAAAUAAAAUAACUAUUUGCAACCUCCCUCGUCCGCCUUCGGCCAGGAUGUUUACCAGACGAACUAUUGGGGAAAUAUGCAAUUAUACUAUUUUCAGUGAUGGAGCAGGAAAAAGCCAGGAAUACGAAUUAAAAAAGUAAUUGGUAGUUUUCUUGCAUUUUUAACAUUUAUUUUGCGAUAAUAAGUCACAACCGGUGUGUCCACACGAUUUAAAUUAGGGAUGAUUGCACAUUAAAGAUGCAAACAUAAAUAAAAAUAUCAUUAUUUUAGCUUUUGUGAAACGUAUAGGCGACAAAGCAAAUAGUUGUUAUAUCUUAUAUACCAGGGUUGUCCAAACCAUUUCCACUGAAUGCCAUUUUAAUAAUUUUCUUUUUUAGAACCAAUACAAUAACUCCAUUUUCUUUUCUUUACCUUUAAGGCUCCCUUCCAGUGUGAUCCUGGAAGGGUCUCAGUCAUUAAAUGUAAAAAAUAAGUAAUUUGUUUUCAAUCAAUGCUUAAAUCUUUAGAUAAUUUUCAGGUAAUUUAAGUUUUUUUUAUCUUUAUGUUUUAUGCAGUUUAUUUUUUAUUUUUUUUUACAAAACCUUGUUUUUAAUGGCAAAAACACAAAAUAUGCAAUAUUUCACCCCCCCCCCCAAAAUGUUUUCAAAGCUGAAUAUUUGGUGUAACGUAAUUGAAGCUUUAAAUGAAUCGAUAAAUAAUCACCACAUUUACUUUGAUUCAUUAUUAUUUUUCGAGCAAGGACAGUUAAA
Messenger RNA from Nerophis ophidion (straightnose pipefish), 1768 nucleotides. RefSeq names its product homeobox protein Hox-D3-like. NCBI's taxonomy places the organism in Eukaryota, Metazoa, Chordata, Actinopteri, Syngnathiformes, Syngnathidae. Gene Ontology annotation, biological process: regulation of transcription by RNA polymerase II. The transcript is spliced from 2 exons. Gene Ontology annotation, molecular function: RNA polymerase II cis-regulatory region sequence-specific DNA binding; DNA-binding transcription factor activity, RNA polymerase II-specific. Gene Ontology annotation, cellular component: nucleus. Bases 21 to 761 code for a protein of 246 amino acids. The record is from RefSeq and is a predicted model, not a curated record.